AUUAUUUUAUAAUUUGACACUAUACAAUAUUAAAUUUUUCUUUAGGAUUUGUAUGAAUCUAUAAAUAAAAAAACAAAAUUGGAAAAUGAAAAACUUGAAAAUAUGGGUUUGGAAAUAAUGUCUGAAAAUGCUCAAUAUAAACAAACAAUAGAUGGGAUGGCUAAACAUAUAGUUUAUGGUAACAUUAUUUGUUAUAAUAAUAAUAGAAUAUGUCACUAAUAAAUAAUAAUAGUCUUUAUUUUGAAUAUCUUUUUGGUUUAUUAAUAAUAUCAAUUUUGUAGAUAAGUAUUAGAUUGAUUUUGGUUACAGAUUGUUGGAAAUCAACUGCUAUCAUGUCAACAAAUGCUGUGUGUUUUUUACUUUUGAAACGAUUUAGAAAUGGCACAACAAUAGAACAGUUGGCUUUAGAAUUAUCUUUAUUGCGUGAUAAAUUGUCUCAAGCUGACAGGGAUGUUGGUUUCAGUGGUAAUUCUAUAGAUAUUGUUAAACAUGCUGUAAGUAGAUAUACAAUGACAUUUUUUUUUGGAAAGUAUAAAAAUUGUUUUUUGUAUUUCAGUUAGGUCUUUUAGUUCCAAAGCUAGUUGUUUAUGAAAAAACUGACGUUGGACCUAUUGUUAAACCUAUUCUCACUGUACCAAGUCUAAUAGAAUUAUCAUAUUAUGGGAACAGUCUUCUUUCUCACUAUCUUCAUUCAUCAAUUGUAGGUUAGUAUGAUAUGAAUUUAUAAGUACCUGUAUUCUUUUGAUUAGAAAUAAUUAUGUUAUUAAAGAAGAAGUUUAUUAUCUAUCCUACUUCUGUCUAAAUUUUACAACAUCCGAUAUCAACGUACAUAUCUAAUUGAUUAUAAAUGACUAGUAAAUAUAUUUUAAUGAAUAGUAUGUAAUGCAUAUCAACAUUUUCAUACAAAUAUUCUUUUUGUGAAUCUGUUUUUAAAAUAGGGCUUUUUUAUUUGGAAAUCUAAAGUGUAUGUUUAUCAGAGUAAUAACUGUAAAAGUAAAAAGCGAGAGUAAAAAAUUGUAAAUAUUGUUAUUACAGAAUUUAAAAAAUUCCCUAACGAUUGAAAAUAAUUGAAAUCAAACCCACCUAAGCAUCUGAGAAAAUCUCUGGUUCAUGUUAAUGAAUCACUGUAAAAAAUAAGAUAUUUAUUAUUUAUUAAGUUAACUUUAAUAUAAUGACAUUUAUACAUUUACCCAAAUAUGUAUUUAAAUGAUUGGCAAUAAUUGUGAAUUAUUUAUACCUAAUAUUUUUACAGCUAUGGCAUUGAGUAAACUAGUGUGUCCAGAGUUUUGGAAUAAAACAUUAACUGAAACAAAAAUCUCGGGAAAUGAAUUGUUAGAGGAUUUGAUAUUUUUAACUGAAUUAUUGCAAUUUGACUUUGUAUUUAUUAAACCAUGCGAUAGCCUGGAAAAUGUUUUAGAAUCGGUACUUCGACAAUUUGAAUCAGAAGGAAUUGUUUUAAUAGAUAUGGUAUUUAAGAAAAUGCGAAUUGUUUUUACCUGACUGAUUACAGUACAAAUGUAAGUUAUAUUUUCUUUUAUUUUACAGCUACUUGAUGAAGAGAGACGAAGUCAACAUAUAGCCAAACAAUUAGAUAGUGAUUCUGAUGAUUCAUAUGAUUCAGAUAAACCCUAUGAGAAAUUUGAUGUUAAAUAUCGUGUAAGAAAAUUGUUUUUUUAAUUAUUUUGUAUAAUAUUAAUUUUGACAUGUUUAUUUUAAUUUGAUAACAACAUUAUAUAAUGUUAUAAUUAUGUAAUGUGUUUUGAGUUGCGGAGAACACUCCCUAACAUGUUACUUAUUAUACCAUUAAAUAACAUGUAUGUAAAAAUUAAUACAUAUUUCUAAUGUAUACCAUUCAACAUUUUAUCAAAUAUUAUCAUNUAUGUAAUAUUUUUAUUGGCCAUAUUUAUUCAAAAACCUAAAAGUGUAAAGGCAGAUGACAAAUUUUGUUUGGUAGGAGUGAUUAGAUCCUCCCCCUUAUAAAGGGGUUUUUUCUAUGUUUUUGGUAUGUUUCCAUAUGAAGUCUGUCAGUCAUAUAGUAUCUACAUUAAUAGUUUAUUUUCAUACACUAUCAGAGCAUGUUUUAAAUACUGAUAAUUUUCAGUUCAUAUUAAAAUUUACAUUAGAUAUAUAGUAGAUAAGAUGUACGCACAUUAGAAAUUAAUGUUCUUCUCUAAUAAAUGAAAAAAUUUUUUAUUAUAGAUUAGUGCUGAUGAAAACAGUUUGAAUAAAAUAAAGUUUUAUCGAUCAAUUAUCAUGCCGUACUUAGAAUGUAUGGCUGAAUGUGCUGGAAGUUUUUAUGAUUUGAAUGAUGAUACAGUGCCAGAACGCUUACAUGUGCAAACUAUUUUAGAACAAAUGCAUGAAAAUUUGGCAGAUGGCUAUUUAGUUCAUGGUAAAUUUUGAUGCACAUUAUUUUUCGUUUUAUGUGUAUGAAUGCUGUAGUAAAUUUUAUAAUAAAUAUCAUACUCAAAUUCUAACUUAAGAAUUCAUUUUCACUCAACCUCUGGUAUAUUGAAAUUUUAAUUUGUCUGUUGCAACGUAAACAUAUAAUUGUAAUUUGAUUUAUAAUUGACUUUUACUUACUUAUUAUUAUAUUGAACUAAUGUUUUACAGGAGAGAGUAUAUCUGUGGAUACAAUUAAACAUUCAUUUUUAGCAUUUGAAAAAUUUCACUGCUUAACAAUUACUACAACCGAUAAUGUAAAAAUGUUGAGUCUCAUUGAUAACGAACGUAAUGAAAACCUCAGAGAAAAUAUGAUUAGUAUGUCUAAAUAUAUUGAAGGAUUUGUGAAACAAUUAGACUAAGUGAUAAAUAUUCUCUUUUUAAAACUUAUAAUGUAAUUUAAAACAAAUGUAUUCAUUUGCUCAAUUUUAUUGGACUGUUGAUAUUUUAAAGAAAUUAUUUUAUCAAUGUUUGAUUUAUUUUCAAGUAUUAUAGUAUGGAUAAGUCAUAAAAUAUUUAGAUUAAUGUUAGUUUCUUGCCUUAGUAAAAUAAGUUUUGUUCAUACUAUAGUAAUUAAAUUUACAUUAUUAUAUAUUAUUUUUUACUUUGAACUUCUUAAUUUAUAAUUAGAUUUUUGUAUUUAGCUCAAAAAUCACC
This is a messenger RNA of Cinara cedri, 3099 nucleotides long. Lineage: Eukaryota; Metazoa; Arthropoda; Insecta; Hemiptera; Aphididae. The record is from the annotation of a GenBank genome assembly.